AUGGGUAAUGAAGAUACCUUAAAUGCUAUUUUUACGAUCGGUUAUCUGUUCUUUGUGUUUUGUUUUGUUGCCCCUCCGACCGAAUUUGUUUCAGCAGGAUUGACGAUACAAAAUGUGUUGUCAAAUUACCUCGGAAGUGAACAGCUGCAUUUCAUCGAGUAUCACAUGAAGAGGACUGCGGUGACAUUACUUGUUCAUUCAAUACUACCUCUAGGUUACUAUGUAGGACUAGGAUUAUUCUCACCACAGCUAGGGUUAUUCACUCCAUGGAAUCUAGGACUUUUUUGGAAAAUUUAUUUGACAGUCAGCACUUUAAUCAUUUUGACUUGCUCUCUACUAUUCUUCCUGUGGACUCGGAAUAAAUACAACAGCCAUCCAAUAGCAAAACAAUUGGCUCUGCUGGGAAAUGGCACUUCAUCAUGGAGAGCCGUGGCUUCAUCUAUUAAUGUAGAGUUCAGGAGAGUGGAUAAAUUCACCACAGGGGCCCCUGGGCGGAGAGUAAUUGUGACAGAUUCGUGGGUGAUUCUGACUUCCACCUAUUAUGUGUACAUAGCACACCAAAACGACAUUCAUCUGGCAUUAUCCAAUUCGGAGGAGCAUGAUAUUCACUACGAAAGCAUGACUUCCGUCCAAUUCCUGAAAUUCAAUGUAAUCAGCAUCAACCCUGCACUCAAACCAUUCAGUAUCAGAUUGAACGCAUUAGAAUACAAAGAUUUGAAGGACAAACUGACGACGCCCAUUGUUAACGCACGUAACAUUGUGAUAAAGCAGUCCCUGAGCGACCAAUUUCUGGACGCCUUCAGACACCAGGUCAAUCUGAAUCAGGUCUUCCACAUGCCAGACACAAUGGAGGCUGAUACAUGCAUUGGGUGUAUGCAGAAGGAAUCGGACAUUAAGCUAGUGAAGCUGUGUGAUAGCACGGGGGUGGAACAGUGCGUUCAGUGCUACUGCCGACCCAUGUGGUGUCUAGAAUGCAUGGGGAAGUGGUUCGCUAGCCGACAGGACCAACAGAGGCCGGAGGUCUGGAUGUCUGGCUCCUCUCCCUGUCCGACAUGUAGAGCAAAGUUCUGUGUUUUGGAUGUUUGUAAACUUGUAAAAUGACACGUUUAAUUAUUCGUUCUUAAAAUUGUUCUUUUAUAUAGAUUUAGGAUAUGAAUUAUUAUUUGUUUAUUUUUCAUGACAUAAAGAAUGACAUUAAGAUACCUGAUAAAUUUUAAUAGUUUGUGCUUGAUAUGCAAAAAUUAAAAAAAAAAUUAUUUUAAAGAUGACUUUUAAUGAGUUUUAACAUUGGACCUUGAUAAGGUAAGUUGUUAUAAAUCUUUUUCAUAGUAAAUAGUUGUCUAUUUGAACCACUGCAUGUGAAAAUACAUGUAUAUGGCUUGUUUAUUGAGGUAAUAAUGGCCUUAAUAAAGAAAAAUCAAUGUGAUUUACAAAAUAAAGGUGUAGCUAAUUAAAGUUUGUCAAAAUUCAAAAUCACCUAAAAUCUCAUAAUGUGAAUGACAGUGAUGUGAAUUACAGAGAAAAUGUUGUCAAUGCUGCUUACAUGAUUUUUUUUGUUAAAUAAAAAUUAUUGCCUAUACGUGUAUACAUGUAUUAUAAUAUACAUUACUGAAGAAUUUUUCUCCAAGUUUGAAUCGCUUCAUAUGUAUUUCAACUCUUUGAUGAUUCGUUGGAGUCUUGGUUUGAACUGAAACUAAAAUCUACAAUAUACAUGUAUCAAGAAUGAUUAUAUGAAAGUGUUGAUAAUACUGACUUAAUUGUUAUGGAAAUUUUAAAUUAAAUUAAGUCUGAAAAGAAUGAUUAUAUGAAAGUGUUGAUAAUACUGACUUAAUUGUUAGGAAAUUUUAAAUCAAAUUAAGUCUGAAAAGAAAUGUUUUGUUGUUGCUGACCCUUCAGUAUCUCCUCGGGCCAUCAAACUGUUGAUAAGGGGGUCACAUGAUUAUUAUUAAUCCAGAGAACAGAAAGGGGAUGAAAAAAGUAUUUGAAGUGGGUAAAUUUUAAUGUUUUUAUUUUAUAAUUAUGAAGACUAGUGUUUAAGUCUUCAUAAUUACAAAAUAAAAGAAAAAAAGGAACUAAUGUUUUAUACCAUAAAAUGUCAGGUAUCAAUAUUGGCUAAAUCUAGCAUCAAAUUUAAAUACGAAGUAUAUUCAUUUUUCUUUCGUUUGCACAUUCUAACUAAAGGCGUUUAUCAUGAGUCUGACGCUUAAUUAAUUAUUAUUCAUUCAUAAAGAUUUUAGUGAAUUUUGGACGUUGUCAAGGAAGCUUGUUUAUUGUUUUAAGCGAUUAAAUUAAAUUUAAUUAAUUAAGAAUAUCCUAUGGAUUGUUUUUACAGAUCUUUACAAAAUUCUAUUAUUUAGAGUUGUGCGGCAUACAACGCUGAUUUUGGUAAAUAAGAAAACAAUGAAUAAACUUAAUAUUGAAAUUUUGUGUGCGUGUUUCUUUAUAAAUAAGAAAAAGGUUUUUCUCGCAAUUUUUAUUUCUCUUUGUUGUUUUUAACUUUUCUUUUCUGUCAUUGUGUUGCUGCUCCAUUUAAUGCAUUAACUGCUUUCCAUAUUACGUGUACAAAACCGGGUGUCCAUAGAACUAUUUUUAGAACCUUUAAACUCACUUGACUGGUUAGGCACUAAAUAUACCCCUGCGAAUGUUAUUGUCAUUUUAAUUUUAGACCACGUGGUUUUGUUUGACCCUUUCAGUUUCGCAGUAAAUAUUAUACGUCGUGUUUAUAGUCUAUUUCAUAGAAUCUAGGUAUUUGUAGUCAAAUAUAAAAUCUAGAGGUUUAGUGAUUUUAAACUUUAUCUUCAUUAAUUGGUGGGAAAAUGUGUUCUAGAAAUAAAUGUAACAAUACAAAAAAUAGUUUUUGUCUGUUGUUGCAACAAUUAACAUGCUUAGUAGAGAUCCCCCCUCAGGAUUAAUUUUUGAUCCGCGCCUGACCUAGUAAUAGCAUCAAUAGUGAAACAGACUAUACUAUUUUAAGCAGAAUGGUCCUUGAAAAUGGCUCUAUAUAUACAAAGUUUUUAUGCAAAACAGACACUCAUUAUUUAUUUAAAAACAUGGUAUUGCACACCACAAGCAUCAAACAUGACUAUGAUUUUAUUAAGCAACCCAAUGUUUAUAUUUUCAACCACUUUACACGUGGUUGAACACGAAUGAUAAGUCUGUUCUGAAUAUUAUCGUUUAGUAUAUAUAACCGCUAGAUGGUGAUAUAUGACAUACAUUGUACAUCUUAAAAGAUUUUCAUGUUUUAAUAAAGUCAAAGUAGGAUAUGAUUAUGAAAAACGACCAGUACUCAUGUAUUUUGAGAAUGUCAUUCGAGCAUACGUUGUUUACUCAGGGUUUGAGUUCUCGAAUCCGGAUUGUUAAAAAGUUCAAUUUCAUGAGUAAAACUUGUUUUAAAUACAAAAAGUAUUUAUAAAAUGAAUUAUUAUUGACAUAACAAUAGAUAUUUUUACUAAAUUAUGGAAUUAGGCUCUGAUAAAGUUUGACUUUUAGCAAAACAGAGGAAAUUUGGACUACAUUUUUCAGAUUUUGUUUUCCACUGAAAUAUUUUUGGAAGUACUAUGAUAUUUAAAGUUCAGAUUUCAUUUGUUAGUCAACAUAAUUUUGCAUAUUUUCUGUUGGUUUUAUCUUGCUUUUUCGUUUAGAUAAUCGUAUGGCACACACUACAAAAAUAUUGAAAAAUGCUUUAAAAUGAUAAAAGACACAAUAUCUCAAAAUGUUGAUCAUUGACCUCAUAUAAUUUUUAUGCCAGCAGAGAAAGGUCAAUAUACUUAGUUUAAUACUAUAAAUUUUUUAGCACUAUCAUCAUUCAGUUUUUUGUUAUCUUGAAUCAAAAAUGGGUAAUAAUUUGAAAACUGAUAGAGGGAAUUCGGACUAGAAUAUCGAAUGAAAACUUAAUGCUUUGUAUCUAUUUAAUGUCACUACCAUUCAUAAACUGUAUUUCAUUUGUUGAAGAGUUAAGCAAUUUGUAUUAUUUUCACAAUUAAGAAAAUCUUAAUCAUAGUGUAAAAUUUUUAUGGAUUUUUCUUAAAUGUUCAAAAAAUAUUCAAUGGCCAUUUACUCAAAAGGUAGGCCAUUGACCUACUUUUUGGAAUUUUUUUUCAUUCUGAGUAAACGUAAUCCUUAAAGUACAAACAUUAUUCAAGGCAGGUUUUUUUUUCUCAACUCUAUGGUAAGAGUGUUUUAUUUAAAGUUUGUUUAUUGUUAAUUUUCAGAUGCCAAGACAGCCAGGUUUCUUUUAGUGUUUUGUUGACUUAUUAUUCCAUAAAGUUAUCUUAAGGGAAUGUGCGGCCA
Molecule: messenger RNA, 4290 nt
Organism: Magallana angulata
Lineage: Eukaryota; Metazoa; Mollusca; Bivalvia; Ostreida; Ostreidae
Product: E3 ubiquitin-protein ligase TM129-like
Exons: 4
Coding region: 1-1101 (366 amino acids)
Biological process (GO): protein ubiquitination
Cellular component (GO): membrane; endoplasmic reticulum
Molecular function (GO): ubiquitin protein ligase activity
Source: RefSeq, a predicted model, not a curated record